Messenger RNA from Effrenium voratum, 927 nucleotides. The record is from the annotation of a GenBank genome assembly. NCBI's taxonomy places the organism in Eukaryota, Dinophyceae, Suessiales, Symbiodiniaceae.
AUGCUGCCUAUCGUCGAGCAACAGCUGGAUGCGGAGUUCACCGUUCACCGGCUUUACGACGCCGAGGACGAACAGGCGAUGCUGGCGGAGGUUGGCGAUCGGAUCCGGGGCGUUGCACUGUCGUGGUGGCAGGUGAACGAGGCUUUCCUGAAACAGCUCCCGAAUGCCGAGAUCGUUGCCAGUUUCGGUGUCGGCUACGACCACGUGGAUACCGACGCCUGCCUGGCAGCGAAUGUGAUGGUGACCCACACGCCGGAUGUCCUGUCAGAAGAAGUCGCGGACACGGCAAUCGGCCUGCUGCUCAUGACCGUGCGCGAGCUUGGACAGGCGGAACGGUGGCUGAGAGACGGCAACUGGGCAGAAAACGGCGCCUACCCGCUCACCCAGGCAACCAUGCAAGGCCGCACACUCGGCAUUUUCGGUCUCGGGCGUAUCGGCAAGUCGAUCGCGCGGCGCGCGGAAAGUUUCGGCCUCAAGGUCGCGUAUCAUGGCCGCUCCCGCCAGGACGGUGUCGAUUAUCCCUUUCACGCCAGCCUCGUGGCGCUUGCAGCGGCCUGUGACACCAUGAUGGUGGUGGCACCGGGAACUCCUGAAACGAGGCACGCCGUCAACGCAGAGGUCCUGAAGGCCCUCGGACCGACAGGUAUCGUCAUCAAUAUCGGCAGAGGUUCGGUAAUCGACGAGACAGCCCUUACAGAAGCGCUCGAGAAGGGCACGAUAUAUGGCGCAGGUCUCGAUGUCUUCGAAGAAGAGCCCUGCCGGCCUGAACGCCUCAUGAAACUGCCGCGUGUUACCCUGCUGCCCCAUGUCGGAUCAGCCUCGCAGGCAACCCGCAAUGCCAUGGGACAACUCGUCGUCGACAAUCUGAAAAGCUGGUUUUCCACCGGACGUCCGCUCACUGCGGUGCCCGAGUUGAAACAAAAAUGA